Exophiala dermatitidis NIH/UT8656 is the source of this 1446-nucleotide messenger RNA. RefSeq lists its product as uncharacterized. The record is from RefSeq and is a predicted model, not a curated record. Bases 346 to 1062 code for a protein of 238 amino acids. NCBI's taxonomy places the organism in Eukaryota, Fungi, Ascomycota, Eurotiomycetes, Chaetothyriales, Herpotrichiellaceae. The transcript has 2 exons.
UUCAUCCACAACCGCACCGCGCGACAGCUGACGAGAGCAUCAAUGACCGACCGCUCAGGCUGGACUGCGAUACUCCCGCCAGUGCAAUUAAUGCUUCGGUCCUCAACCGGUAAGCUCGCUAAGCAGGCUAGGCUUCCGAGUCAAGACGCGACAAGGCCUGACCGUAACCGGCCUUCCAAUGCUUAACACCCCUUGACACUUCCUUCGCGGUUCAAGUGCUUUAUAUCUUGCUGUGUCCCCAUCGAGCCAUUCGAACGUCCUUUUGCUCUGAUUCCUUUUGGCCUGGUCAUUUUCGUUACCAACAACGCAUCUCACUUCCCAUCUACCUCCCGACGUUCGCCCAUCAUGAUUCCUCAAUCCCUCGUCGCUCUCCUCUCAUUACCGCUCCUUGUCUCUGCGCAUUUCCACAUCCUCUACCCAACACCCCGAAGCGAUGAGGACGAAAGCGAGGGCAAGUUCCCCUGCGGUGGCUUCGCCAUCAGCGACAAUCGCACCGUGGUCUCGAGUUCCGCGUUUCCAGUUGCGCUCGAAAUGGGCCAUGACCGCGCCGUCGUGCAAAUGCUUCUAGCGCUGGGCAACGACCCGGGCGACCACUUCAACAUCACGCUGGAACAGACCCUGCAGGAACAAGGCGAGGGAAGCUUCUGUCUACCGUCGGUGCAAAUCCCGGCGGACCUGAACAUCACGGAUGGCACAAACGGCACUUUACAGGUCAUCACGAAUGCAGAGGGCGGUGGCGGCCUCUACGUGUGCGCCGAUUUGACCUUCACCUCAUCUCCCACCAUCCAGUCCCUCCCCAGCGCGUGCUCCAAUGGAACCGGAGUUACUGCUUAUCCUCUGUCUUCCAAAAUCAACGCCAACGAGUCAAAUGCUGAUGGCUCGCCUCAGAGUGGCUCCGGUUCCAGCUCCAGCUCAGGCUCGUCUGCCUCAUCUACCGGCUCGAGUGCGACCGGUACUGCGAGUGGCGCUACGACCUCCCAGACCGGCAACAGCGCCGCGAUGUUCACGGCUGGCUGGGGUGUUUUGGGAGCUGCCGUUCUCGGCGCGGUGGCCCUGAUUUGAUUUCGAUUUCCAUACAGCGAUGCAACGUCCUGCAUCUGGACAGUUUCUGCAAGCAGCACAUUGUCAACCAGCAUCAACAGCUCUACUGAGAUAGCCUCCAUCUACAAACGCUGCAUCGAGUUCUUUUUCUCCAGACGUGCCGCGUCCAUGUUACACAUUGAAGCUCUGACUUGAGUAUGUAGCGACAAAUAGUAUAAAGGACCAAGUCCUUUCAAGGCCACGUCUCCACCAAAUUCCACUCUCCUAUAGAUUCACUUGGCUGCGGACCCCCAGGUCCUCCCACUUCUUCGGCCAAUGUCCAUACCUGGCGCGUGCAGUUGGCAGGAUCGCUGAGAUCGACCGCCUCUACUUGCUCAGGGGUAAUGAUACAGACUCUGAAAUUCC